AUAUUCGGUGCUCCAAGUUUACUUUCAAGACACUCAUUUCAUACCGGCCCAACGAUCCGAGCUACAUGGGCUGGUGGACUUUUUGGCGAAUUGUGGUGGACUGUUGGGGCUGUUCAUCGGCGUAAGCCUAUUGAGCAUAGUAGAAGCAAUAUACUACAUCACCAUUCGUCCUUUAUCAUUACGAAAGCAAAAACCGAAUGAUAAAGAACAAACAGAGCUUUGCUAAUGGAACAUUUUAAUUCUUUAAAGUGCAUGGAAAACCAGCAAUCAAUUUAAACUCUUUUCGCUUACACACAGCACAAACUUGAUAGCAAUCCUUUAUAUCUCUUUGUAUGCAAAUUUUAAAUAAUCGUUAUUUUCAAAGUGUUGCACUCUCCGAACAACCGACAGCACAAGUGUAACUAGCACCAGAGUAAACCAAUUACUACCUCGAGGCUUAAUGCGACCAUGUAAAUGAGAUUGUCAGGCAUCAGGACAAUGUUGUAUAUAAUUCUUCGACAGUGCCAACCACUAGGACAUUUUUGUCCGCAACAGUUAGUUUCAUGCGAGGCAUCUGUUGGUACGAUUGUGUUUCCCUGUUUGUAGCGAUGUCCAGGCUCUGUGAACGUUUGCAGCAAUCCGUCAAGGAGGAAGUGUUCCGCGAGUACUGUGCUAAUAGUUCCAUCCACGGUGUACGUUACUUCGACCGCAAUGAGCGAACGGUUUGUGAAAGAUUCUGGUGGCUAGUGGUGUUUCUACUCUCGAUGUUGGGUUGUGGCGUGAUGAUACACAAGACGUACGUGAAAUGGAAUCAGGUUCCAAUUAUUGUUACUUUUUCCGAGAAAACUACCCCCGUUUGGGAUAUUCACUUCCCUGCUAUAACAAUCUGUCCCGAGACAAAGGUGUCCGCAGAAAAGCUUAACAUCACUGCCGAAAUGAACGCACUGACUGCAGCAGUUGAGCGUGGCAAUGGGUCAUCAGAAAGGGAAUCAGUUCCUCAACUAAAAGCUGUAUCUCAACUAUGCAACAUGUUGUUUCAAUUGGAAUACCACUGGCUACAUGAACUAAACGGGUCGGAGGACGAUUUAGUGGGUACAUUGAAAGACAUGUCCUUACGACGAGAUGAGACAGUCGUUAUGUGUCAGUACGGCAAUACGUACGACGCUUGUGAGGAUCGCUUAACGGAAACGGUCACUGAAGAGGGUAUAUGCUACACCUUCAACAUGAUGUCUGAAAGAGAAAUCUUUCGCAAAAGCUCUCUUCACAGCGACUACAAUUAUAUGGAGGGGUGGUUCAAUUCUAUGGAGCAUCAACCACUGGCCCCAGUAUACGCUCGUGGUGCAGGAUUGCACGAUGGACUUACGCCCUACCUGAGGCACAUGCAGGAGGAUACGGACUACCUAUGCACGGGAUUUUCGCAAGGAUAUAAACUAAUGAUUCAUGGUACGGAUGAGUACCCACAGGUGUCUAUGCGCAACAUGCGUAUACCAUUCAGUCACGAGAUCUCGAUCGCUCUGAAACCUCAAAUGAUGGUCACUUCACAAUCGGCCGCUGGCUUUAGUUGGGAGAAACGUCAAUGCUUUUUCAAUGACGAGCGACACCUUCGAUUCUUUAAGCUCUACAAUCAAGAUAACUGCGAACUGGAAUGUCUCUCCAACGUGACAAAAGCACUGUGUGGAUGUGUGCGCUUUUCAAUGCCUCGCUCGAACGACACAACGGUCUGCCCGCUGUCCAUGUGGCAGUGUAUGUACCGUGCGAAGUGGUUCUUACGUCCUAGUAACAAUUCAAGACUGCCACCAAAUGAAGAGUUUGAGAUCACAAAAAUAGUCAACAGCUGCAACUGUCUGCCAGCGUGCAGUUCGGUGUAUUACGAUGUGGAGACCACACAAACCUCGCUGGAUAUGGAAAAGUUUUUGCUUGCUACCAAUGAAUUAAUGGGCGAUGAUUCAGACAAAUUUUUCAUCACAACGAUAGCGAUCUACUUCAAGGAGUCGUACUUCAUCACCUCGAAGCGAUCGGAGCUGUACGGAUGGGUUGACUUUCUGGCAAACUGUGGUGGACUGUUAGGCUUGUUUAUGGGUGUAAGCAUUUUGAGUCUGUUAGAGAUUUGCUAUUUCAUUACGAUUCGUCCAUUUUCGUUAAGAAAAACUUUGUGGGAAAGGAGAAACAACAAUUCUGAUCUACUCACAACCAAUAACGUUCAACAUAGUAUACCUCCUGUUGUUACAAUUUCAGAAUAA
Anopheles coluzzii is the source of this 2219-nucleotide messenger RNA. RefSeq names its product pickpocket protein 28-like. The transcript is spliced from 5 exons. Lineage: Eukaryota; Metazoa; Arthropoda; Insecta; Diptera; Culicidae. The record is from RefSeq and is a predicted model, not a curated record. The coding region runs from base 543 to 2219 and encodes 558 amino acids. Gene Ontology annotation, biological process: sodium ion transmembrane transport. Gene Ontology annotation, molecular function: ligand-gated sodium channel activity. Gene Ontology annotation, cellular component: membrane.